Messenger RNA from Loa loa (African eye worm), 467 nucleotides. RefSeq lists its product as hypothetical. Lineage: Eukaryota; Metazoa; Nematoda; Chromadorea; Rhabditida; Onchocercidae. The transcript has 2 exons. The record is from RefSeq and is a predicted model, not a curated record. Gene Ontology annotation, biological process: stabilization of membrane potential; potassium ion transmembrane transport. Gene Ontology annotation, molecular function: potassium ion leak channel activity. Gene Ontology annotation, cellular component: membrane. The annotation marks the transcript as partial.
AUGGAAAGUUCGUUUGUUUUCAUUGUAUUAUUCGACAAAGAAAAUAUAAGUAUGGAGCAAAUUGAAAAUUUCCUUAUCCGCAAUAAUGGAAUGAAAAAGCUUAUAAAUAAAUUGGAUAUUUUUCUAACAGGUUAUGGUGAUGUAGCAUGUAAUACAUCAAUUGGUCGAUUGAUGACAAUCAUUUAUGCUAUCAUUGGUAUACCAAUAAUGCUUAUCACACUUCGAGAUCUUGGCAAUUUUUUAUAUAAAGCAAUUAUCAAUGUUAUCCGAUUGAAACAUUUCACAUUAAGCUUAUGCCGAAUAUUUGGCAAAACAAUUUAUAAGACAUCAAUUCAACAAAACAAUAAUGAUUUGGUACAGCUUGAAAAUGGUAUACCCAUUGGUAAUGGCAAUAAUGAAAGUGAUAAUAGUGAUAAUUGUUCAAGAAAGCUUAAAUUUCAUAUUGAUGAUGAAAUCAUUGAAGGCAA